Enterobius vermicularis (human pinworm) is the source of this 1185-nucleotide messenger RNA. The record is from the annotation of a GenBank genome assembly. Lineage: Eukaryota; Metazoa; Nematoda; Chromadorea; Rhabditida; Oxyuridae.
AUGGCCACAUCGGAGUUGCUACAGUCGGCCGAAGAUAAAGACGAUUAUACAUUGUAUGAUACCGCCCUCUGUGAUGAUUUUUUUGAGGAAGACUUUGCCGACGAAACUGGAGUAUACUUUAUAUUUCUAGAUGACUGUUUGCGCGGGAUUUUUGAGGAGAAGUUUCAAGGGCUCGGUGAGAAUAAGAUGGGGAGAGUGAAGGAUAGAGCUGAUCGGGCGACUGUGGAACAGGUUUUAGAUCCUCGCACCCGUCUUAUCCUUUUUCGCUUGUUGCAAAGAAAUAUUUUUGCGUCGAUCGACGGUUGCAUUAACACAGGAAAAGAAGCAAAUGUUUACCAUGCCUUGUGUUCAGACGGGUACCGUCAUGGGUACUGUAGGCGUAAUCCUAGGAAAAUGGUAGCAACGUGGGCAGAAAAAGAAAUGCGUAAUUUGUCUCGUAUGCAUCAAGCCGGUUUGGCUGUUCCUAAGCCAAUUCUGCUUAAAGGACACGUGUUAGUAAUGGAAUUCUUAGGUGAUGACGGUUGGCCCGCACCGUUGUUGAAAACUGCCGAUUUGGAGAUGCCUUUAUUAGAGAAAAUUUACUUGGAUUUAGUUGUUCUCAUGAGGAAAAUGUAUAGGAGCUGUCGCUUAGUUCAUGCGGACCUUUCGGAAUAUAAUUUGAUUGUUCCUGUCCUAUCCCUAUAUAACCUUUUUAAAGUUAUCGCAGAUCCUGGAGUAGCUGAUGAAGCAAAAUUUGAAGAGCUGUUGAAUAAAAGAUCAUUGGAUAACUCAGAAGAUGAUGCUCUUUUUAUGAACGCUUAUAUAGCCCAUAAGCUAGAGCAUGUUUUGUAUUUUGAAAGAGAUGAAGAGAUCAGGAAAGAAGGAGGUGAAGUGCCCAAUCCUUUUCAAACUAUGCUCGCGAAGAUUGAACAUCGCAGUUCUUCUGAAACUGGUGAAGAAGAAGAGUCCCCAUCAGAAGAAGCCGCGUCCACUUGUAUGAAGCAAUCUGGGCCACCGCGCGAGGGUGUCACUAAUGAAAGUUGUAAAAAAAAGAAAGUGACUAAUUUUGUGAGAGAUCGCAACGAAUCUCCAGAAAGUAAAAAGAGGCGGAAACAGUUAGUCAAAGAAGAGCGACGUGAGAAUAGACUGACCAAAACGCCGAAGCAUAUCAAGAAGAGGCACGACAAAGUUGGGAAACAUCGCUGA